Messenger RNA from Macrosiphum euphorbiae (potato aphid), 657 nucleotides. The record is from the annotation of a GenBank genome assembly. NCBI's taxonomy places the organism in Eukaryota, Metazoa, Arthropoda, Insecta, Hemiptera, Aphididae.
AUGAAUGCACGUUCCCACUGCCUUGAGUUAAGCGUUGAAGGUUUUCAAGUUGAUGAAGCUGUUUCCUGUCUUUUUCAUACUGUACUUCUACAUCGAUCGCUUGGAAAAUUUUGUUUUGCCCCUGAUGGCAGUCAGUACACUAUGGGCACUGUAGGCUUACAAGAUGUUGAUUGUGAUUUCAUUGACUUUACGUAUAUAUGUUGUUCAUCACCACAUUUAGAUCGUAAACUUCGAAAUGACAUUUCAGAAUUUUCUGAAUGUCUCAGGCGUGAUAAUCACACAUUUGGACAAAUCACAUUGGAGUUUUUUCAAAAAAAAAAAGCUAGGUGGCCAUUUCAACCAGAGUGUACACCUUGGGAAGUGUGGAACGUGCGCGUUGAUUUGUUGAAAAUUUGUAAUGAAACUAAUAGACAAAUAUCCAAGGAAAAAAUAAGUGACUCUUUGAGUGAAAAAAUAAUUUAUAUAGCAGAAAUAAUGAACAGGCAUGAGUAUUUGCCAAGUAUACCACAACAGUCUGAAUUGGAUUUAGUGUUUGACACAUCAUUUGCUGAUAUUCAACCAUACUUAUUUAAGACAAAUUAUCUAACUAGUGGUGCAAGUAGUCCAUCAGUCGGAUCAACUGUUCAAAAACUUAUACGAGAUACAUUGUCAUUAUAG